Molecule: messenger RNA, 873 nt
Organism: Rosa rugosa (rugosa rose)
Lineage: Eukaryota; Viridiplantae; Streptophyta; Magnoliopsida; Rosales; Rosaceae
Product: putative germin-like protein 9-2
Exons: 1
Coding region: 49-666 (205 amino acids)
Cellular component (GO): cell wall
Molecular function (GO): manganese ion binding
Source: RefSeq, a predicted model, not a curated record
GAUUACACAGCACCAUAAUUUCCCUAGCGAUCAAUCCUUACAUUAACCAUGGCCUUGAGAUAUUUUGCAGUACUGACAGUAGUACUUGCCCUGGCCACUACUUCUAAAAGGGCCGUAGCAGAUCCUGACAUCCUUUCCGACUUUAUAGUGCCGCAAAAUAAUACCAAAGUUAAUGGAACAUUUUUCACUUGCACUAAAUUCCGUGGACUAUUUGAUGGAGUUCCUGAAACCUUUAAGGUAACAAAAGCUGCCUUGACUGAGUUCCCUGCUCUUAACGGCCAAAGUGUGUCAUAUGCGGUGCUUCAAUUUCCAGCAAAUGGAGUAAACCCCCCUCACACUCACCCUCGCUCAGCUGAACUUUUGUUCCUUGUUGCUGGUUCCUUGGAUGUAGGGUUCGUCGACACAAAAAAUGUUCUCUAUAGUCAAAAGCUUCAAGUUGGAGACAUCUUUGUGUUUCCAAAGGGACUAGUCCACUAUCAGUACAACUCACAGCCCAACAUGCCAGCCAUUGCUGUUUCAGCAUUUGGAAGUGCGAAUGCCGGAACAGUUUCGGUGCCACUAUCAGUGUUUGCUACUGAGAUUGACGAUGAAAUCCUCGCCAAGUCAUUCAAAACUGACGUUGAUACCAUUGAGAAGAUCAAGGCUGGCCUUGCUCCUCAUAAAUGAGAUAAUUGAUCAACCAACACCAUAAUCUUUGUCCUGUACACCUGUGUAAAAACAGGCUUCGGACAAAGAGAAUAAAGGGUCACAUACAGCACCCCAUUUCUUUUCCAUGUUAAGAUUUGCACAAGCAAAAUUUGAUUACUUCCUUGUUUCAUGUAUCGUGUUGUUCUGUUUGUGGAAUUAUGCAGCUACCUUUGCGCUUAUGUUGUA